UCAAUAACCGUAAAUUAAAGAAUCCACUCGUACAACACUAGUACUAGUAUAAAAUUUAAGAAAAUUGGAAAUAAAGAACGACGUGUAUCAUUUAUUCGAAGUGAUCUGUUGUGUUGUAAUAAGUCAUUGUAUACUCAAGACAACAUUUAAAUAAGCAAGGGGAAUAGUAAAUAAAUAACUUCUAACCAUGGGUUUGACGAUAUCAAGUGUCUUUACAAAGCUUUUCGGCAAGAAACAAAUGCGUAUCCUUAUGGUUGGCCUCGACGCCGCCGGGAAGACCACUAUACUUUACAAACUAAAAUUGGGUGAAAUAGUAACAACUAUACCGACAAUUGGAUUUAAUGUAGAAACAGUGGAGUACAAAAACAUUAGCUUUACGGUGUGGGACGUCGGCGGUCAGGACAAGAUCAGGCCGCUGUGGCGUCAUUACUACCAGAACACUCAGGGUCUUAUUUUUGUAGUGGACUCUAGUGAUACCAAGAGAAUAGCUGAAGCCGAAAAUGAGCUCGCUAAUAUGUUAAAAGAAGAUGAAUUAAGAGAUGCGGUUAUCCUAGUAUUUGCUAACAAACAGGACAUGCCUAAUGCAAUGACUGCAGCUGAGUUGACCAAUGCACUAAACUUAAACAGCCUGAGAAACCGCCGUUGGUACAUUCAAGCUACCUGCGCGACGCAAGGACAGGGCCUAUAUGAGGGCCUUGACUGGCUGUCCAAUGAAUUGGCGAAAAAGUGAGAUUCAACACUCCUUGCAGUCUCCGGGAGUCAGCGAGUACAUUCCCAAAAUGGCUGAAACUUCCUGUAUUGUGAAUGUUGUUCAAUCUAUAUUGAAUUCAAAAGACUUUUAAAUUUGUAUGUAACUAAUUAUACAAUGUCGUUCUAAUAUUUUUAAGUCUAAAACUUUGAUUUGUUGGUGAAUAUUUAUGAAUAUUUUGUUAAUCAUCAUUAAAAUUUUCAUAUUAUAUCUAAACUAUCAUCUCCGUGUCAGCAAGAACUACAUACCUGUAGUUCAUAAGAACUGAAUACCCUAUUCAGUUUGAAUAGAGAUUUCAGAAGAUUAUGUAUUGUAUAUCAGACAUGGAAUAUGCAUUUAUACUUAACUAUGGGAUGCACAAGUAGAGUGUUAACAUACACAUUUUUCUUUAAUAUGAAACCAGUAUACAUAAUAAAUAGAGACAAUAACUGUUUUAGAAUGGUCUGGAAUUUAUGAUAAACUACUAUUCCUAUGGUUAAUUUGAUUAAACAUUAUUAUUUAUUGUGUGUAAGUUACUAUCAUAUAAAAUUUAUAACUGCUUUUGUACUGUGAAGUUCUGGGCAUUUCUAUUAUCCAAUGUAAUCCAAUGGCACAAUAGAUAUCCAGCUUUCAAUUCCAAUGUCCAUUGUAAUGAAAUGUAUAUAAUGUAAAUCUUUUGAUUGGCCAAAAAUCUUUCUACACUUUGAGAAAGCUGUAUCUUAAGCCCUAACAUUGGAAGUUUGCUAAUGUAUGCUAAAGAUAUUUAAAAGUUUAUAAUAAUUAUGGCAAAUAAAAUAUAGGUGUAAAUAAAA
Molecule: messenger RNA, 1539 nt
Organism: Cydia pomonella (codling moth)
Lineage: Eukaryota; Metazoa; Arthropoda; Insecta; Lepidoptera; Tortricidae
Product: ADP-ribosylation factor 2
Exons: 4
Coding region: 188-730 (180 amino acids)
Biological process (GO): vesicle-mediated transport; intracellular protein transport
Cellular component (GO): cytoplasm; plasma membrane
Molecular function (GO): GTP binding; GTPase activity
Source: RefSeq, a predicted model, not a curated record